Messenger RNA from Frankliniella occidentalis (western flower thrips), 2948 nucleotides. RefSeq names its product protein Wnt-1-like. Gene Ontology annotation, cellular component: extracellular region. Lineage: Eukaryota; Metazoa; Arthropoda; Insecta; Thysanoptera; Thripidae. The transcript has 3 exons. Gene Ontology annotation, biological process: neuron differentiation; canonical Wnt signaling pathway; cell fate commitment. The coding region runs from base 37 to 1389 and encodes 450 amino acids. The record is from RefSeq and is a predicted model, not a curated record. Gene Ontology annotation, molecular function: cytokine activity; frizzled binding.
CGCUUGUAGCCCAGCGCGCCUUGCUCGGCCUGCUCAAUGUGCCGUGACGACGCCGCCGCUCACCCCGCUGAUCUCUCUCUCUCUCUGUUCCGCAGGGGCAUCGCGAAGGCCGGCGAGCCCAACAACCUGCUGCCGCACGCGCCCCUGUCGCCGGGCAUGCUCUACAUGGACGCCAGCCUGCACGUGAACCUGCGGCGCAAGCAGCGGCGCCUGGUGCGCGACAACCCCGGCGUGCUGCUGGCCGUGUCCAAGGGCGCCAAGGCGGCCGUCAGCGAGUGCCAGUACCAGUUCAGGAACCGGCGGUGGAACUGCUCCACGAGGCACUUCCAGCGCGGCAAGAACCUCUUCGGCAAGAUCGUGGACAGAGGGUGCCGCGAGACGGCCUUCAUCUACGCCAUGACCUCGGCGGCGGUGACGCACGCGGUGGCGCGCGCCUGCUCCGAGGGCAGCAUCGAGUCGUGCACGUGCGACUACAGCCACCAGGCGGCCGCGCUGCCGGGCCUGCACGGCGCCAACGGCCUGGGCGUGGGCGUGGGCGGUGCUGGGCUGCCCAUGCACUCGCUCGUGUCCAACUCGGCGGUGGGCCCGCCCGGGCCGCCCGGCCGCGGGGUGCGCGACUGGGAGUGGGGCGGCUGCUCCGACAACAUCGGCUACGGCUUCCGCUUCUCCAGGGAGUUCGUGGACACGGGCGAGCGGGGCCGCUCGCUCCGGGAGAAGAUGAACCUCCACAACAACGAGGCAGGCAGAGCGCACGUGGCCUCCGAGAUGCGGCAGGAGUGCAAGUGCCACGGCAUGUCGGGCUCGUGCACGGUGCGGACCUGCUGGAUGCGGCUGCCCAGCCUGCGCGUCGUCAGCGACAACCUCAAGGACCGGUUCGACGGCGCGUCCCGGGUGCUCGUCAGCAACUCGGGCAACGCGGCCGGCGUCAGCAACCGGGUGAGCAAGGCGCACCUCAGCAACGUGGCGAACCGCGCCCACGCGCGCGAGGAGCGGGGCAACAGCGCCCGGCCCAACAUGCCCCCCACGGCGCCGCACCGGGGCAACGGCGGCAACGGCGGCGGCGGCGGCGCGCGGCGCAACCGCUACAACUUCAAGCUCAAGCCGUACGACCCCGAGCACAAGCCGCCCGGCACCAAGGACCUCGUGUACCUCGAGACGUCGCCCGACUUCUGCAACCGUCACCCGCGCCUCGGCAUCCAGGGCACGCACGGCCGCCAGUGCAACGACACCUCCAUCGGCGUCGACGGCUGCGACCUCAUGUGCUGCGGCCGGGGCUACCGCACCCAGGAGCUGCACGUGGUGGAGCGUUGCGCCUGCACCUUUCACUGGUGCUGCGAAGUCAAGUGCAAGCUGUGCAGGGUCAAGAAGACGGUCCACACCUGCCUGUGAGGCCGCCUACACCGCCCGCCGGGCGGCCGCGCCCUCGACACAAGCGUGUACAUAGCAUAGUAUACAUAUAUAUAUUUUAAAAUACAUUACCUGUACAUAGGUCGAAGGCCCGGCCGCUGCGGCGGUCGAGGGCUCGUCGGUGCCGGCAGACCCCCUGGCACCUGCAACGCAACCAAAGUCAGUGUGUAGAAAUAAGGUUGUCUUUCCGUUGAAUGUUUUGUAAAUCAAGUUGUGUUUUUAUUUGUAUUAUGAUUGUUUUAUUUUUCAAUAGAAAAAAUUAAUGUUCCUAAAUCAAAGGCGAGAGUCUAUAAAAAAACAAAAAAACAAGAAGUAGCGUGUCAAAUUGGUGACACGUGAACGCGUGAUCUAAGGGCAGCGUGCCUUUAUUGCCUCCGUAUCGUACUCAAAUGAACUGAUAUUUAUUUCCUUUCUCAAUUUGUUAAUAUAAAUAUAGCAGAGUUAGGGUCUAUGGUAACCUUUCUAGAAUGCUCCCAGGGCCAUCAUUCAAUGGUUGUCUGACUUGGUUGAGCGGCUAUAAACUCAAGUCCUGAUCGUACUAACGUGUUCUUUUAGCAUUAUCAACAGUCACGUACGACGUGUAAAAUGACAUGUGUAUUCUCUGCCAUCUGAGUGGAGCGCUUGCCAUGAUUUUUAACAGUAUUAUUUCAUCAUGUUGAUGAACCGCAGCUUAUCUCUGCCCAAGAAUUUUUGUAUUAAUAUACGCUGCUGUACGAUAGUCUGAUUAAAUCGUUUUAUAAUGUAAUUAUUAAUUUGUAUGUAAGAUAAUUUAUUUAUGCCUUGUUUAACCUGCAAAAGAGCAAAGAUCCAAAUUUUUACGGUGUCUUUACGAUAAACAAUGCGUUUUGCUUCGCGCUAGUCAAAAGAGCAACAAUGUUUUAGUGUAUAUAUUAUGCAGACUUUAAUUGUGUACACAUCCUACAUUGAGCAGCCAAUGUACAUACCGUUUUCUGUUAUUGUUUGCGAAUUAUGUUCUUCGCAAUAUGAUAUUAACUUUCAUUAUGUCCUUGCCAUAUUCUGAGUGAUUUAGAGAAUGCACAAGAGCAUGUUACUUAAAAAGUUUUUGUUGCUUAGGUAUUAUAGGAUAAUCAAAUAAUCUAAGAAUGAAGUACUGAUUCCCGUUUAAUUAAAUUAUUGUGAAAAUGAAUUGUGUGGUGGAGAUCAUUGUGAUUUGUAAAUAGACAAAGCCCUCACUCUAUGCUUUGUUUAUUCCUAUUUGUAAACAUCUUCUCAGUGACUUAAAUAUUCCAUCAUCGGCAAAACAAUUCUGAAAUUUUUGAGUAGAAACCAAUUGAAUAUUUUUAUUUAUAUCAUGAAAUUGUAACAGAACAUUAAAUGUGCCAUGAACAUAAGGACGGUUCCCCCACUUUAGUACAAAAUAGAACUAUUACUUUGUAUUACGUUGAUAUGGUUAAGGUCACUGUCUUCCAUUAGAUUUUAAAAAUGUACCUUUUAUGACAUUGUUCCUAGUUUCCAGUACAUUCUGUCAUGGCAACUCAAUUGUCACGUUUAUUAAAACAAAUCUGUUUUUCUAAAUCGAA